AUGAUCAUGAGCUCCUAUUUGAUGGACUCUAACUACAUCGAUCCGAAAUUUCCUCCAUGCGAGGAAUAUUCGCAAAAUAGCUACAUCCCUGAGCAUAGUCCGGAAUAUUACGGCCGGACCAGGGAAUCAGGAUUUCAGCAUCACCAUCAAGAGCUGUACCCACCACCACCUCCACGGUCUAGCUAUCCCGAGCGCCAAUAUAGCUGUACCAGUCUCCAGGGACCGGGCAAUCCGAGAGGCCACGGGCCGGCUCAGGCGGGGCACCAUCACCCCGAGAAAUCGCAGCCGCUCUGCGAGCCAGCUCCUCUCUCCGGCUCCUCCACUUCCCCCUCCCCAGCCCCGCCAGCCUGCAGCCAGCCAGCCCCAGACCAUCCCUCCAGCGCCGCAUCCAAGCAGCCCAUAGUGUAUCCAUGGAUGAAAAAAAUCCACGUUAGCACGGUGAACCCCAAUUAUAAUGGAGGGGAACCCAAGCGUUCGAGGACAGCCUACACCCGCCAGCAGGUCCUGGAAUUAGAAAAAGAGUUUCAUUACAACCGCUACCUGACCCGGAGGAGAAGGAUCGAGAUCGCCCACUCUCUGUGUCUCUCCGAGCGGCAGAUCAAAAUUUGGUUCCAAAACCGUCGGAUGAAAUGGAAGAAGGACCACCGACUCCCCAACACCAAAGUCAGAUCCGCCCCAACAGCCGGAGCGGCGCCCAGCGCCCUGCCCGCAACCACCCCCGGCCCUACUGAAGACCAUUCCCAAAGCUCAACACCACAGGAGCAGCGAGCAGAGGACAUUACCAGGUUAUAA
Molecule: messenger RNA, 792 nt
Organism: Trichosurus vulpecula (common brushtail)
Lineage: Eukaryota; Metazoa; Chordata; Mammalia; Diprotodontia; Phalangeridae
Gene: HOXC4
Product: homeobox C4
Exons: 2
Coding region: 1-792 (263 amino acids)
Biological process (GO): anterior/posterior pattern specification; regulation of transcription by RNA polymerase II; embryonic skeletal system morphogenesis
Cellular component (GO): nucleus
Molecular function (GO): RNA polymerase II cis-regulatory region sequence-specific DNA binding; DNA-binding transcription factor activity, RNA polymerase II-specific
Source: RefSeq, a predicted model, not a curated record